Molecule: messenger RNA, 4821 nt
Organism: Anopheles gambiae (African malaria mosquito)
Lineage: Eukaryota; Metazoa; Arthropoda; Insecta; Diptera; Culicidae
Exons: 4
Coding region: 2527-4116 (529 amino acids)
Biological process (GO): animal organ morphogenesis
Molecular function (GO): receptor ligand activity; BMP binding
Source: RefSeq, a predicted model, not a curated record
GGCGUACCGAGACGCAUGCAAAAACCACUUUUCCACAUUCCACAGGGGGCUGCCGGCACCCGCCGUACGCUCGAAUCGUGCAUUCUACCCUUGCCUACUCCUUGUAUACCCCUUAUAUAAGGCACCUAAUGCCAGGCCGAGGUGUAGAGCAGCGGGAACACUUACAUCAGGGCCAGGGAGCUGAGAGAGGUGGCACACAAACACUUUUGCACUUUUUCUUCCCAGGGCUUUGGCUUUCUGCACAGACUCCCCGCAUUUUUGCUUCUCACUACACAGGGGAAGGCAGGGUGCUGCGUGCCUAAGCGAUCGCCGCGCCACUAUGCACCGUGUAAUUAAAAGGCAGCGCUGCUAGCUAGUGCACUGCCGGGAGGUAGCCCAACUUUCACCCGACGACACUUCUCGGGCGGGAUCGGGAGGCGCUUAUUAAGCUGAAGCUGCUUUGCGCAAAACGACGGGAGUCCACGGCCGCGAGAGAACAUCUUGGAAGCUGUUGGAAGUUUGCUAAAGCUCUUUCAAAACUGUGCACAUUGAGUAUCCUAAUGUCUGGGGCAUGUCACUAGCUAGAGCUAGGCAAACUUGAACUACAAAGAGUCCAGUAGUCCAUUCAUGCUGCAAGCAAACCUUCGGGGAGCAACUGCAGGCACCACUUUCACCAUUCCUCCAGCGUUACGUACAAAAGACAAACAGUCUGCCCGUUCGGUCCCUUCCCCUACGGCGCAAAGCGUAGCGUGACAUUAUUAUUUCCUAAUAUUUAAAUUCAACAACCGCUUUAUGGACGGUGGACAAACAUCCCCGUGCUGGGAGCCUGUACACACACACACACACGCACAUACACACUCCCACACUGGUUCCGAAGCUGCCAAGACGAGUUUGUUAAUGAACACCUGUCCUGCAAAUUUAAUCCCACACCUUUCCGAUGAGUCAUUCUUGUCCGAUCUGGCUUGCCACGCCACGCCGCGAUGGCUUUAAAUCCGCCCCAUCCCCAAUGCUUGGUGAAUGGGUGAACAUUAAUCAUUGCCAGGCCAGGCUAGUGAUGGGCCGCUUCCUGCUCUGACUGGUAACGGUCCAGCCAACUGGAUAUGUGUUCUCUCGAAGGGGUUCUCAAGGGGUUGUUGUCUGCGCAUUGCGACCCUUACUGUUGUGUCUUGUGCCUUGCGCGAUGUUCAGCCACUAGUAACUGUUUAGUUUUGGACAGUUCAUUUGCCUCAAAACUCCUCUACAACGAGUUACUUGUUGGGAAUCGUUCUGUUCAGGUCUCCCUGGACCGAUUCUUGAAUACGUCCUUAUACACUAGGGACCGUUGUAUUCUUCCAUCAGACUACCAGGCUGCUUCAGAACUCAAUUUUUGCGCCUAACACAUCUAUUUUUGUCUGGAAGUCAACUUUUUUUUUGUCAUGCUUUAGUAGCAAUCAUGAUAAAUUUACAAGGUAUUACAUUAGCAUUCAAAAAAUCAUGUACUUUCAUUGUUUUUAAUUAAAAAUAUCACAUAUCAGGCCAUUGUUUAUGCCCUAAGAAUACAUUCCAACUUAGCAGACUCCACACACGUUUUCCAAUUCUGCAUGACAAAGUUAUUUUUUUUUACAAUUUCUAUUCUUGUAACAUAAUGUCAUUCAUUGUUAAACAAACAGUUUCAAAACUUUGUAAACAAAGAUAUUGAUUGACAGUCAAAAACUAGUGCGUUAAAGGGAAAACCUGUGCCUUAGAGUCAACGUUUAGUCGCAACGAUUGCAACAUGCGUAACUUACUUAGGAAAUCCACUAGUAGUUUUUAUUUUUUUUACAUUUUACAGUAACGCUUCAGGUAACUGCUGUAUCCGUUGCAAAGUAACUGGGUACCAAACAAUCGCUUACUUGUAGCUACCGGUGCCUCGUCGUUACUUUUUAUUAAAGAAAAUCAUCUCUAGAUCCGUGAGCCCUCUUUCCAUUUAUUGCACACAACUUCACUAAAACCUCUGCAAUGAAUAUCGCCGACCAUUUGUCUCUCGUUAGUCUGUCUUUUUUUUUCCUGUUUGAUUAGAAACAAACGGGCGGUCCGGUACCAUACCGCCCGCAGCUGAAUGGCCCAACUCUUGGGCUGCCUAUCGGUGCGCGUGUCACCGUGGUGCUCUGCUAGAAGUUUCAGGCUGGUUCAUGGGAUUUUGCGUUUUUUUUUGUACUGCUUUCCGUGAUAGAUUCCACCCCUUUGCACGGCUCCCCCCCAAACAGCGCCAAAUUAUUCACCUCUCUCUCUCUCCCAUUCUCCCCCAGCUAGCAGACGGGCAGCGGCAGCACAAGUAACACACGAAACAGGCACAACUAUGCACGGUGUUAAGAUUUCCAUGCCGGCAGAAAACUUGUUUGGCAAGCGUAGCCGCUCGGCUGGGCGGCCACGGAAUUUAGCGAACGGUCGGGCUAAGAGGCACUGUGCUAAGUGGCUGCUGCCGCUGCUGCGGUUUGGGCCCCAAGUGGACAGGUUUCUUCCUUUUUUUUAGGACGGAAAAUAGACACCGUUUGUGUGUGUGUGUGUGCAGUCGCAAGGCAGGCAGAGAUGGCAACCGUGCCGCACGUUUGGCUAGCGCUGGCCACGGUGAUCCUGGCCACGAUGCACGGCAUACCGGCCACGGCCAACCGGGAGCACAAGGUGCACAACAUUGUGCUGUACCCGAACAAGCAGUCCUGGUGUACGACGCGCAACAUCAGCCAGGUGAUAACCGAGCCGGGCUGCAAGCAGGUGACGAUCGACAACAACGUGUGCGUCGGCGCGUGCUUCAGCUACUCGAUACCGCACACGGAACCGUCCGAUCCGGGCGAAAUCAUCGGCCCGUACUGCGACUCCUGCCAGCCGUCCGACGUGUCGUACGUGUUUGUGAAGGUGGACUGCACGGAGAGUGGCAACGCGAAAAGCCCGUACCUGUACAAACAGGUGCAGCUCAUACACAACUGCACCUGCACGGCGUGCGACGAGCAGUCGACGCACGGCACGGCCGCACUCGUCACGAGCGACCAGCAGCCGGGCGGGGGCUCGCAGGAGCAUCCGGCAUCGGCGCACGACCAGCAGCUCGGGCACGAUCACCGGCACCAUGCGAAGCACGCGGCCGGGACCACGGUCGAGGCCGGGUCGGAGGAGAGCCCCUCCGACAGUGACAUGAUCCAGGACGACAUACCCGAGAUACUGGAGGUGGUGCACUACAGCGAGAACGACACCGAGCCGAUCCGGCACACGCCCGUGCACGAUCUGCAGUCGCCGCACAGCGGCACCACCUACCUGGAGCAGCAGCAGCUCAACCACUACGAGCACAACAGCCACACCGACAACGUGAAGAAGCUGCUGCACCAGAAGAUCGUGAAGCUGCUGCGUUCGGUGGAGGAGACGAACUCGCACACCGACCGGGCCGAGCUGGUGGAGAUGAUACGGCUGAUCAAGGGCACGAGCGACCGCAACUGGGACGAGCUGGUCGAGAGCCUGCAGUCGGAGAAUGCGAUCCUCGACUUUAACCGGCUCCGGUCGGAGCUGGUCGAGGAGGAGCCGCUCGCGGGCGGCGCCAAGGCGGCCGACCAGGAGCCGGCCGGUUCCGGGCCGCCCGAGUACGCCGACCACCAGCGCCUGAUGCACCAUCAGUACGACGCGCUGCGGCACCGGGCGCACGGCGAGCCGGAGCAGCCGGCCGGCGAGACGCCGAAGCAGCACCAGCAGCCGGCGGGCCACCAUGCGGUCGGCGAGCGGAUCGACGCCCACCAUCAUCUGGGGCGCGGCCCGCACGGCUCGCUGGUGAUACAGGCCGACCGGGCCGACCAGGAGGUGCACCGGAGCAUCCAGAACGGGCACGAGAUCACGGAGAAGAUUCACAUCCCGGCGCACGAGCUGAAGCCGAACCAUGCCGGCACGGUGGUGACGUACGACGGGCACGGUCCGGUGCCGACCACGGCCGGAGCGGUCGGCGCGCUCGGUGACGGGGAGCCGCGGCGCGACCAUCACUUCCAGACGCCGCACAUGCACGCGCGGACGCACCACGGGCACGGCCACGGGCACCAUCAGCAUGCCGAGCAUGGCGACCAUACCGGCCAGCACCAUCCACAUGGGCACGGGCAGCACAAGCCCCACCAGGCGGUACCGGCCACCGACACCACCGAGCAGUGACUUUCCGCCUAACGCAUACUAACACACACCACAGCGUUUAGACAUUAGAGAGCGGCGCCAGGGAGGGUGGGAUGGUUGUGAGCGGUUUCGUGUGAGGAACAAUAAAUGAGAAAGCGUGUGUGUGAGAGAAGAAGAAGAAGAAGAAGAGAGAGAUAGGAAGAAGCGAAAGAGAGUAAUAGAGUAGAUAAUCUACUUCUUGGCAGGGCCAUAACCGUCACGCAGCAAGGGUUUGUGAGCAUUGCGGCAAAUCCAUUUACCGAAUAACUUACAUUUUAAAUUUCUAGUCGCUAGUGGGGUUUUUUUUUAAUAUUUUUGUUGUUGUUGUGUGUGUGUGUGCGCGUGUGGACGUGACUAGUAAUUAUUCAGGCGAGCGGAGUUUAAAAUUUGGCAACAACAUAGUCUAACAGCAACAGAAAAAGAAAGGGACAAACGAAACUAAUUUUUAGGUACGGAUAUAGGCGUUUUUUUUUUCCUUCAUGAAACUGGCUGGCCAUAUUGUUGUGGGUGUAGCUCGUUUGGCGCAGGCGCAGGCACGAUCGUAUUGGUUAUAAGGAAGAACAAAAUUUGAAAAUUAUCCAAACAAAACCCCGUACACACCACCGCCACCACGUACAGAGGAUAUAUAUAUAUAUAUAUACAUAUAUACAUUAAUAUUGCGCAGAAUUCUAAGUACCCAAGUAAAAGCUAGUGUUAAGGACAAGAAAA